UGAAUCAACAUAUGUUAGUACUUGUAAGACCACGUCUCCAGGAAGAUGUUGAAAACAAUUGUAUUUUCUCUUGUUCUGGCUGUUUUAUUCAUUGAAACAGCCAAAAAUAAAAGUCAUGCAGCGUCAUACUAUUAUUUUUUUGAAUACUCGCCUUGUGGAAUCAUGCUGAGCAAUUGGAUUACGGAACAAGAGAAAUAUAUAAUUGUACAACUGCACAACGAAUUGAGACAAAAAGUGGCUCGGGGCGAAGAACAAAGAGGUAAUCCUGGACCUCAACCGCCGGCUCUCGCGAUGCCCAACUUGGUAUGGGACGAGGGAUUAGCCGAGAAAGCCCAGCAAUCUGCCAACAGGUGUGAAAUGAAACACGAUGCCUGCUUUUAUAAUCCGCCUUAUUGCGAUUACGGACAAAAUAUCGCAACGAUCUGGACUAAAGCACCAAUGGAUAUUUUAAGGAUAGAAGAUCGAAUAUUAGGGUGGUACGACGAAGUGGAAUUAGUUAACAAUAAUUUAGUCAGGUCGUACUAUGGAGAGAGCUCCUCGGGUUGGGGUCAUUACACACAAAUGGUAUGGGCCAAAAGUACCAGAAUUGGAUGUGGUAUAUCAAGAUAUUACAAGUACAAUUUUAAUUAUAUGAUGAUAUUUUGUAAUUAUGGACCAGCAGGAAACAUUCCAGCACAGCCUGUGUAUUAAAAAUAAGACAGCGGACAAAUUUAAACCUACAGAUAUAUUCUGUACAUCAAAUUUAUGUAUGAUUACAUAUAAACAAAUUUUAAGAUGUAAUAACAGAUUACAUCAGCUAUUUUUAUACGUAAUCAUCUCAUCAAGACAUUAUCUAAUUGUUACACAGUGAAGCAUUGAAAAUAUUUUUAUAUUCGUUGACUAUUUUCAAGCUACGUGCCACGCAUCGUGAUACAUGUUUGUUUAUAUGACUUACAUUAAAAAUAUGUGCAUGAAACCAAUAUCAUCAUUUAAGAUUUGCUGGAAAAAUAAAUAAACUGAAAAUCAUUAAAGUA
This is a messenger RNA of Trichogramma pretiosum, 1013 nucleotides long. RefSeq names its product venom allergen 3-like. The record is from RefSeq and is a predicted model, not a curated record. NCBI's taxonomy places the organism in Eukaryota, Metazoa, Arthropoda, Insecta, Hymenoptera, Trichogrammatidae. The transcript has 5 exons. The coding region runs from base 46 to 690 and encodes 214 amino acids. Gene Ontology annotation, cellular component: extracellular region.